AUGGUCGCUCCGACGUGCAAAGAUUUACAGGAUACUAACAAUACACAGCAGGGAGAAAUCGAUUCCUUACAUCUAAAGGUUAAUCAGCUAGCCUUACAGAUCACUACAACAUCGACUAAGGAGGAUGUACAAACAGUGAAGAUAGAGAUUGAAAAGAGUAUGCAGUCUCUUCGAUCUGAAUUCGAGAAGACUUUGAAAUCUCAGCUAGCAAAAUUUUUUUCUAACAAUCGAGAUUCGGGGGAAGCAGAAGGUUCUACGGGUGGUUUUUCUCAUACUGAAGGUAACAAUUUGUUUGCUCACACCAACAUUCGUGACCCUCAUUCCUUUCAUCGUAUUCCUAAGCUCGAUUUCCCUAGAUUCGACGGCGAGAACCCAAAAAGUUGGAUACAGAAAUGUGAGUAUUAUUUUCAGAUGCAAGGCGUUCCAGACGUCAAUCGAACAAGAAUGGCUGCUAUUCAUCUGGAUGGCAAAGCAACUAAGUGGUAUGACAAUCUCUGUAUUACUCAACCUCAUAUUUCUUGGAAAUGCUUUUGUGAAAAUCUUUGUGCUCGUUUUGAGAACCCAGCUCAUGAUAAUAUUGUGGGUUUAUUCAAUAAGUUGGUUCAGUUGACUACAGUUGAGGCUUAUUUUGAAGAAUUUGAAUAUUUAAAGGCAUUGUUAUUGAGUGUUCACCCACAAUUCCCUGAAACUUACUUUAUAGCUAGUUUCAUUGGUGGCCUAAAGGAAGAACUAAGGGGUUCAAUACUCAUGUUUAACCCACAGACAUUGUUAAAUGCUUUUUCCCUUGCUAGAAUGCAAGAACAAACACUGAGCUUACAGCAUAGGGUGACCAAGUACCCACAAAAACAAAUUCAUACACCCUCUAACUCUAGCAGGCCCUUCAAUUCAACCUCCUUCACCUCAACACCCCCUCCUCACCCAGCUCCUACUCCACCAGUUCCAAAGUCUAAUACCACCAUUCCACUUAAAAAACUUACACCUGAACAAGUGCAAGCCAGGAAGGCCCAAGGCCUAUGCAGUUCAGAGCAAGAGGAUGAGUUAAUUAUGGACACAGAGGAAGCACCUGCUGUAGAAAGUGAUAUGGAGAUUUCUUUGCAUGCCUUGACAGGGACUGUAUCUGCUGAUACCAUUAGAAUUCCUGGUAUACUGCACAAGAAGCUCAUCUCUAUCCUCAUUGAUACAGGUAGCACUAACAGUUUCAUUGACAGUUCUUUGGCAAAGGAAAUCCAAUGUCUAGUUACCCACACUGCUAGCUUACUAGUGACUGUGGCCAAUGGGGAGAAAACAAUAAGCUCAGGUAUCUGUUCUCAACUUAAUUGGUCAAUGCAGGGACAUAAAUUCUGUGGGGACUUAAGACUAAUUCCAUUAGGAGGUUGUGACAUUGUUUUGGGGGUUGACUGGCUCAAAAAUUUAGGUGACUGUAAGAAGAUCACUCUUACUGGAGAUCCACAAAAAACUUCACUUAGCAUGAUGAGUGGUUCAGCAGUGAAGAAAUUCCUUCAAAAACACUCACAUGGGUUGGUAGGCCAAUUAUUUUUCAUCUCUUCUCAACCUCCUCCCUCACCACCACCCCAAAUUUCUUCCUUGUUAACUCAAUACAAGGAUGUCAUUGAUGUGCCAACAAAACUUCCUUCUACAAGGGCCCUAUACCAUAAAAUACCAUUGAAACCUAACUCAGAACCAGUUAACCUCAGGCCUUACAGGUCCCCCUAUUUGCAGAAGGCAGUGGUAGAAAGCUUAGUCAAGGAAAUGUUGCAGACUGGUAUAAUUCAACCAAGUAACAGCCUUUUUGCCUCUCCUAUUCUCCUUGUCAAGAAGAAAGACAACUCUUGGAGGUUCUGUGUAGACUAUAGGAAACUCAACAGUCUCACCAUCAAGGAUAAAUUUCCCAUUCUUGUCAUUGAUGAGCUCCUAGAUGAACUGCAUGGAUCCAAAUUUUUUACCAAGAUUGAUCUUAAGUCAGGAUACCAUCAAAUUAGAGUCUCCCCUGCUGAUAUACACAAGACUGCCUUCAGGACUCACCAUGGGCAUUUUGAAUUCAAGGUUAUGCCAUUUGGCCUCACUAAUGCUCCUGCUACAUUUCAAGCUCUCAUGAAUCACAUUUUUCAAGAUCACCUCAGAUCAUUUAUAUUUGUGUUUUUUGAUGAUAUAUUGGUUUACAGUCCAACCAUGGAGUCCCACUUAAUUCACCUCCAAACCACAUUGGACAUUCUCAGGGCCAACCAGUUAACUGCCAACAUUUCUAAAUGCUCAUUUGGGCAUCCUGAGAUUGAAUACUUAGGCCACAUCAUUACAGGCAAUGGAUUUAUGGCUGACCCAGACAAAAUCUCAGCCAUGGUGGACUGGCCUAUUCCCACCAACAUUACAGGACUGAGAGGGUUUUUAGGUCUUACUGGAUACUAUAGGAAGUUUGUGAAGAAUUAUGGUAUCAUCAGCAGACCCUUAACUGCUUUAUUGAGGAAGAACUCAUUUCAUUGGUCUCCUGCUACCAAGACUGCUUUUAAUGCUCUCAAAUUGGCAAUGACCACUAAACCUGUACUUGCAUUACCUGAUUUCAACAAACAGUUUACCUUGGAAACUGAUGCUUGUGACUCAGGGAUUGGAGUUGUACUAAUGCAAGAUCAGAGAGCCAUUUCCUUUUACAGCAAACCCCUUGGCCCAAGAGCUGCAACUUUAUCUACUUAUGAAAAAGAGCUCUUGGCAAUUGUGCAGGCUGUUACAAGAUGGAAACAAUAUCUUCAGGGCUCCCAAUUUAUCAUCAAAACAGAUCACCAGAGUAUACAAUAUUUUUUGGAGCAGAAAAUUUUCACCAUGCUACAACAAAAAUGGCUCAUUAAGUUACUAGGCUUUGACUAUGUGAUCCACUACAAAAGGGUUCUGAAAACAGGGUGGUGA
This is a messenger RNA of Papaver somniferum (opium poppy), 2895 nucleotides long. RefSeq lists its product as uncharacterized. The transcript is spliced from 3 exons. Bases 1 to 2895 code for a protein of 964 amino acids. NCBI's taxonomy places the organism in Eukaryota, Viridiplantae, Streptophyta, Magnoliopsida, Ranunculales, Papaveraceae. The record is from RefSeq and is a predicted model, not a curated record.